Tupaia belangeri chinensis (Chinese tree shrew) is the source of this 1256-nucleotide messenger RNA. RefSeq names its product C1q and TNF related 5 (gene C1QTNF5). The record is from RefSeq and is a predicted model, not a curated record. NCBI's taxonomy places the organism in Eukaryota, Metazoa, Chordata, Mammalia, Scandentia, Tupaiidae. Gene Ontology annotation, molecular function: protein binding. Gene Ontology annotation, cellular component: cell projection; plasma membrane.
UGGCCCCAGAACGACCGGUUUCCUCUUGGAGUCUGGGAGGAGCAGAGCGGAGCCGGCCCGGAGUGAACCGGGACCGGGACGGCGCACGCAGGGCGCCGGGCCGGGGAGGCGCGCAGGGACGGGAGGAGGGCCGGCUGGAGGUCCGGGGUAGCGAGCGCCCCCAAGGAGGCCCUCGAGAGAGCGGGGCCUGGGGAGCCGGGAGGGACUGCAAGAGGACCCCGGUGUCCGGGCACCCGGUCCCAGCGCCAUGAGGCCGCUCGUCGCCCUGAUGCUCCUGGGCCUGGCGGUCAGCUCGCCCCCGCUGGACGACAACAAGAUCCCCAGCCUGUGCCCGGGGCAGCCCGGCCUUCCGGGCACGCCAGGCCACCAUGGCAGCCAAGCCGCGUGGAGAGGCGGGCCCCGUGGGGGCGCCCGGGCCUGCGGGGGAGUGUUCGGUGCCCCCGCGCUCCGCCUUCAGCGCCAAGCGCUCGGAGAGCCGGGAGCCGCCGCCUGCCGACGCGCCCCUGCCCUUCGACCGCGUGCUGCUGAACGAGCAGGGGCAUUACGACGCCGCCACCGGCAAGUUCACCUGCCAGGUGCCCGGGGUCUACUACUUCGCCGUCCACGCCACGGUCUACCGGGCCAGCCUGCAGUUCGAUCUGGUCAAGAACGGUGAAUCCAUCGCCUCUUUCUUCCAGUUUUUCGGGGGGUGGCCUAAGCCAGCCUCACUCUCGGGGGGCGCCAUGGUGAGGCUGGAGCCGGAGGACCAGGUGUGGGUGCAGGUGGGCGUGGGCGAUUACAUCGGCAUCUACGCCAGCGUCAAGACAGACAGCACCUUCUCUGGAUUCCUGGUGUACUCCGACUGGCACAGCUCCCCAGUCUUCGCCUAGUGCCCCGGAAGGUGAGCGGGCCUCGCUCCUAGGGCCGCACUGCAUGACACUGACGGCCGCGUCGCCGGGAGGGCUGGCCCCCCCGAAUAUUGUGAAUGACUAGGGAGGUGGAGUAGGGGCCUCUCCGUCCUGUCGCAGCACGGAAUGGGGACAGAGGCUGUGUGAGAUCAGGGCUGGCAGCGCCAGGCUGUGGCUGGAUUUCUGCCCAAGACCAAAGGAAUGUGCUGUGCUGCCACGUGUGGGUCCCCCAGCUGCUCUGGCCCAGGACCCCAAGGGCGGGGGUGCUCUCUUCCUGGUCCUCUGCGUCUCUGGGUCCUCCUUAUCCUUUGUGCUCGAAGGGCCGGUCCUUUUCUCAGAGAUCACUCAAUAAAUCUUAAAACCCUUUGA